UCUCUCUCUCUCUCUCUCUCUCUCUUCUCUUUCUCUCCGUCGCUCUCUCUUUCCUCUUUCUCUUUUUCUCUUUUGGCCUCAGUCAUAACAUUAUUAUCCUUCGUCCUUGCAAGGAGAGAAACUAGCCGGUUUAGCACUCGGCUUCGAUCGCAAUGGGUAAAUCCGACAAGUACUACUACCAAUCCCGACCUUUGGAGGACAAUGAUGACCUUGAUGUUGAUCCAAAUGAUCUGAUUUACUCAUUGGAGAUUGUGCAACAGCCCAUCCGCGCUAGAAUGUGUGGAUUUGGUGACAAGGAUCGACGGAAUGUAACACCAGCCCCUGUUUUAAAAUUGGUGGCCAAAACACCAGAUGGGAAGAUCGUCUCUGGAAGUCACCUGAGUAAGCAGACAUUCGUAGUAACAGCAGAUCUAUGGCUGGAAGAUGAAGUUACAGAUCGUAACUUGGUCCUUAUAUCGUCCAUACCGUCGUCGAGAACAGCUGCCUAUUCACAACAAUAUGCACAACAAGUUGUAGAUCACCUUGACAUCCAUCAAAACGUGCCGUCGUCCGAAGUGAGGGAUACAGCUUCCGGACCUAGUGCAUCCAGUUCGGCAGGCGUAGCUACUGCAGCAGCGUCUUCCUCUAAUACUUCUCGCAUGAGUAUCCGCAACGUAAUCCAUGAUGAUGAUCCCUCGAUGCCUUCGAUAUCCUUCCCCUCUUCCCGCGCGACCCUAGGACAGGGCGCCAGUACUGUCUCCAAAAGGCCCGCUGACCCAUCAGACGAUGAAGAUAACGGUACGGAGGAUGCUGGUGACAGCAUAGAGGAUGAGGAGGAUGAAUAUCGAGAUAACGAUAUGUACGUGGAACAAGAUUUAAAGCAGCUGGAGGAGCUUGAAAAUAUGGAACGUGAGUCCUCAGGCUUGGGCUCUAGUUUAGUAAUGAGAAGAGAGCUAUCGACUCGUAACCUUGUGGGCCAAACAGCCGUAAGUGGCCAGGUUGCUCCAGGUCUGGAUGAUGAUAUGUCUCAUAUCUGGUUCGCAUUUAGUAUCUUAUCUAUCCGCACCGAGGGGUUUUUCAAGAUUCGAUUUUGUCUGACAGAUCUCAUGCGCAUCCCAGUAGGAGGAAAAUCAAAGACGAUAUGUCAAGUGUUUUCGAAUACAAUUCAUGUCCAAACUCCAAAGAAAUUCGAAGGGACAUGCGAUAACAAUCAGAUUGCCAUCCACUUGAACAAGAACUGCAUCCGAAUCCCCGCCAGGAAAGAUGAAAAAAAACUUAACAAAAAUAGGAAGGGUAGCCUGACAUAGCAACUACCAUAAAUGAAGC
Messenger RNA from Lobosporangium transversale, 1305 nucleotides. RefSeq names its product velvet factor. NCBI's taxonomy places the organism in Eukaryota, Fungi, Mortierellomycota, Mortierellomycetes, Mortierellales, Mortierellaceae. The transcript is spliced from 7 exons. Bases 153 to 1286 code for a protein of 377 amino acids. The record is from RefSeq and is a predicted model, not a curated record.